AUGGGUGGUCCAUAUGUGGAUGUUAACUGUGGCACUAUGAGUGGUCCAUAUGUGGAUGUGGACUGUGGCACUAUGGGUGGUCAUAUGUGUGUGACUGUGGCACUAUGGUGGUCCAUAUGUGAUGUGGACUGUGGCACUAUGGGUGGUCCAUAUGUGGACUGUGGCCCGUAUGUGGACUGCUGCUUCAUUCUGGGUUGUUGCUCUAUGGGUGGUCCGUAUGUGGACUGCUGCUGUAUUGUGGGUGGUCUGUGCACUAUUGGUGGUCCAGAUGUAGACUGUGGCACUAUGGGUGGUCCAGAUGUAGACUGUGGCACUAUUGGUGGUCCAGAUGUAGACUGUGGCAUUAUUGGUGGUCCAUAUGUAGACUGUGGCACUAUUGGUGGUCCAGAUGUAGACUGUGGCACUAUUGGUGGUCCAUAUGUAGACUGUGGCACUAUGGGUUGUUGCUCUAUGGGUGGUCCGUAUGUGGACUGCUGCUGUAUUGUGGGUGGUCUGUGCACUAUUGGUGGUCCAGAUGUAGACUGUGGCACUAUGGGUGGUCCAGAUGUUGGCACUAUUGGUGGUCCAGAUGUAGAUUGUGGCACUAUUGGUGGUCCAGAUGUAGACUGUGGCACUAUAGGUGGUCCAGAU
Molecule: messenger RNA, 630 nt
Organism: Homarus americanus (American lobster)
Lineage: Eukaryota; Metazoa; Arthropoda; Malacostraca; Decapoda; Nephropidae
Product: keratin-associated protein 5-4-like
Exons: 3
Source: RefSeq, a predicted model, not a curated record